Lactuca virosa is the source of this 1533-nucleotide messenger RNA. NCBI's taxonomy places the organism in Eukaryota, Viridiplantae, Streptophyta, Magnoliopsida, Asterales, Asteraceae. The record is from the annotation of a GenBank genome assembly.
CAUUCUUCUCUAGUCUCUUCUAGGGUUUAAGGCAAGACGUGCGAUUCUUCAAUCUCGUUUUCGCCACCUGAAUAAUGGCGUUUUGGGGAAUUGAAAUAAAGCCCGGCAAACCUCACCUUCAUCAGUACGAUGAUGAAAGAGGAAGGCUUCAUCUAUCACAGGCAACACUUGGUAGUGGUUCAUCAAAAGAGAAGGCUGUUGUUGUGUGUAAUGUUGGUGAUAAGAAACCGAUUUACUUAUGCUCGUUACUACCAAAAAAAAUGGAGACAUGCUCACUAAACAUAGAGUUUGAGGAAUAUGAUGAAGUUACAUUCUCAGUGGAGGGACCUCACAGCAUUCAUCUAUCUGGAUUCUUCUAUGGAGAAAAGCCAGAUUCUGAUGAAGAUGACUAUGAAUCUGAUUCUGAUGAAGAAGGUAUCAUAGCACCAGAGAUGGACUCUGAAGAUGAUAGCGACUUUGAUUUUGAUGAAGCAGAUGACCUCACUGAUAAUGAGAUGUAUAUGAUGCCUAACAGUGGAGUGAGAAUUGAGGAGAUUGUUGAUGAAGAAAAUCCUGCAACUGAAAAAGCCACUCCUGCACAAUCAAAGAAGAAUAAACAGGGGCAAAUUGUUGUAAAAGAAUCAAACAAUGUUCCAGAAUUGGAGAGUGAAGAUGAAGAUGGGUUUCUGAUAUUGCCCUCUGAUAAGGACAAAGCUAGUGUACCAGUUCCAGAGAGCAAACAAGAUUCAGAAGUGUCAAUUGGAAAAGGGCAAAAUGGUCAAGUCAAGAGGAAAAAAGAGAAAGAUGAUUCUGAACAUACAGCAAAACGAAAGAAAGAUGAUUCUGUUACAGGAGGUGAUCCUAUCAGCCAACCAGAAAAUGUAGCAGCAGCUUCUACACCAGAAACAGAUGCCAAAAAAUCAAAAAAGAAGAAGAAGAAUAAGAAAGUAAAAGAGACACAAGAAAGUGGUGACAAUAACAAAAAUGGAGCUCAAAAAGAGGAAACCAAUCAAGAGAAGACACCUGUAAAGGAGACAAAAUCGGAAUCCAAAGAGAAGAGUACAAGUACAACAAAGAAGGAUUCAAAAGUAAAAACUGAAACAAAAGCAUCUCAAGUUAGAACUUUUCCAAAUGGAUUAGUAAUUGAGGAGAUUCAAAUGGGUAAACCAAAUGGAAAACGGGCCGACCCGGGAAAGAAAAUCAGCAUGUGUUACGUUGGGAAGUUGCAAAAGAAUGGAAAAAUAUUCGACUCUAACAUUGGAAAAGCGCCAUUUAAAUUUCGCCUAGGUGUUGGGGAAGUGAUAGCGGGAUGGGAUGUUGGUGUUAAAGGAAUGCGUGUUGGGGACAAAAGAAGACUAACCAUUCCUCCAGCUAUGGGGUAUGGUAGUAAAGGUGCUGGAUCAGCUAUACCACCAAAUGCAUGGUUGGUUUUUGAUGUUGAAUUGAUAGAUGUGAAUUAAGUAGCUACUACUACUACAACUACUAGAUCUUGCAAUAUUUGUUUGAUACACUAAAUGAUGAGAAGAAUUUGUAUUUUGGGUUUUUGGUGUUAUG